AUGUCUCAAACGAUUGGAAAAACGCGUCUGGCGUAUUCUCGAACAUGGCAUGCCAUCGAUAUCGGAUCUGACCCCCGAAGUCUGGGCCGAGUGGCCUCGUCCAUCGCGAUGUUCCUGAUGGGGAAACAUAAACCGAUCUACGAUCCAUCUACAGACUGUGGUGAUUAUGUCGUUGCUCUCGGAUGCCGCAAUCUUCGUACUACGGGAAAGAAGAGAGCCCAAAAGCUGUACUAUACACACAACACCAGACCGGGAAGUUUGAAGUCGAUGUCUAUGGACCAGAUGAUCGAGAAAUGGGGAGGCGCCGAGGUUCUGAGAAAGGCUGUCAAAGGAAUGCUGCCAAAAAAUAGACUACGAGAGAAGAGAAUGGCUCGAUUGAAAGCUUUCGAAGGAUUUGAGCAUCCGUAUAAAGAGAAUAUUGUCAAACUCAACGGACAAAAUACGUCUAUUACAGACAUUCCUGAAGUGCGUGAGGCACUACAGAAUGCGAAAACCGAAGCUCUCUCACAUUAG
Trichophyton rubrum CBS 118892 is the source of this 513-nucleotide messenger RNA. RefSeq names its product mitochondrial 54S ribosomal protein YmL23. Gene Ontology annotation, molecular function: structural constituent of ribosome; mRNA binding. The record is from RefSeq and is a predicted model, not a curated record. Gene Ontology annotation, cellular component: ribosome; mitochondrial large ribosomal subunit. Gene Ontology annotation, biological process: negative regulation of translation; translation. NCBI's taxonomy places the organism in Eukaryota, Fungi, Ascomycota, Eurotiomycetes, Onygenales, Arthrodermataceae. The coding region runs from base 1 to 513 and encodes 170 amino acids. The transcript has 3 exons.